CAAGGAGGAGGAACUGCUGCACUACAGAAUGGGACUAGCUAAGUAAGCAGGGACCGCCUUACUGCACUUGCCUUUCUCUGUGACGGGUUAUAUUAAGACACUGAAAAGGUUCAUUAUGUCUCAUACUCUCCAGUACCUGCUGUGCCUGGCAGUUUGCCAAAUAAUUCUUGGCCAGGAAAGAAAUGGUGAUAGAACUUCUGCUGGGAAGAGGUCGUCAUUUUUCUUGUCUUCUAACACUGUAGAAAAGCAUCCUGUUCUUCAUCCAGAUGAAGACUGCACUCUUGAAAUGACUUUCUUGCUCGAUAGUUCAGAAAGUGCUAAAAACUAUCAUGAACGAGAAAAAAAAUUUGUGUUGGACAUUGUGGAUAAAAUGCAGUCACUCACUAUGGCUGCAGGAAACAGGAUCAGUUGGAGGAUAGCCUUACUGCAGUACAGCAGUAAAGUUGACUUAGUGCAGAACUUUCGAGAAUGGACUGGGCCUGAAACUUUCAAAUCACGUGUUGCAUCAGUUUCCAUUAUUGGGCAUGGCACCUACACAACAUAUGCCAUAACUAACUUAACCCAGCUGUAUGUAAAAGAGGCAAGUCCUCACAGUGUCAGAGUUGCUGUACUUUUGACAGAUGGUGUAGACCACCCAAGAAACCCAGAUAUUUUUGCAGCUAUAAAUGAUGCUAAGAACCAUGGAAUCAACUUUUUUACAGUGGGAAUGUCUACUAUAGCUACUCAACAAAACAAUGCACUAAAGCUCCGUAACCUUGCUAGCUCUCCUGCUGAUAAAUAUGUAUUUAAUUUACAAGACGCAAAUGUUGUCAACAACAUUACAAAGGAAGUGAAAGAACUAGCAGAGGUCGGGUGCCCUCGCCCAUGCACUUGUGAAAAAGGAGAAAAAGGGACUGCAGGUCCACCUGGCAAAAAGGGACGACCAGGUGAAGAUGGGCUUCCUGGCCAGAAAGGAAGUAAGGGUGAGCCUGGCCUAAAUGGACUCUCAGGAAGAGAUGGAGUAGAGGGAAAACCUGGAUACAAAGGAGAAAGGGGUGAAAGGGGAGAAUGUGGAACUCCAGGAAUAAAAGGUGACAGGGGUCCAGAAGGUCCACUGGGAGCACGAGGACAGAGAGGUCUUCAGGGUCCCUCAGGCCCUCCAGGAGAUCCAGGAUUUGAAGGCAUACAAGGACCAAAGGGUGACAGAGGUCUCCCUGGAUUACCUGGUCCACAAGGAGAUAUUGGAAUCGGACUUCCUGGUCCAAAGGGUGACAUUGGUCCACAAGGAAGAGUUGGCCCAGUGGGGCCUCCUGGAAUUGGUGAACCAGGAUCACCAGGACCACAAGGACAGCAAGGCAUCCAAGGAGAAAGAGGCGCACCAGGUGAAGGUCUUCCAGGACCAAAGGGAGACAGAGGAUUUGAUGGCCCACGGGGAUCUCGUGGACAGCCGGGUAUUGGAAUAAAAGGUGAAAAGGGUGAAUUGGGGCCUCCUGGUUUACCUGGUCCAGUUGGCUUGUCUGGAAUUGGAAUUCAAGGAGAAAAGGGUAUUCAAGGGCCACGAGGUCCACCUGGCCCAACUGGACCACAAGGAACUGGAUUACCAGGCCCAAAGGGUGACCAAGGCUUGCCAGGAGAAAGUGGAGCACCUGGAGAAAGAGGUAUUGGAGAGCCAGGACCAAAGGGAGAUCCUGGUGCAACAGGUGCAGCAGGCCUGCCUGGCCUUCCGGGAGAGGAUGGAGCUCCAGGACAAAAGGGGGAACCAGGACUACCAGGUCUUCGAGGUCCUGAAGGUCUUCAGGGAAUUGGAAUUCAGGGGGAGAAGGGAGAUCAAGGCCAGCGUGGAAUUCGUGGAUUAACAGGACCACAAGGAUUACCAGGACCAGCAGGACCAAAGGGUGAACCAGGUGCACCAGGACGUUUUGGUAUGCCAGGCCCUCCUGGUUCUGCCAUUGUAGGACCAAAGGGUGAAGUUGGACCACAUGGCCCUCCUGGCUUACCAGGGGAAAUUGGAAUAGGAAUCCCUGGUCCCAAGGGUGAACAAGGUCCUCCAGGAUUACCAGGACCAUUUGGACCAAAAGGAGAGGGAUACCCAGGACCAUCUGGGCCUCCAGGUCUUCAGGGAUUACAAGGUGAGCAAGGACCAGAAGGAAUUGGACUGCCAGGGCCCAAGGGUGAUAUAGGCCCCAGAGGACCUACUGGUCUGCCAGGACCACCAGGUGAAGGUAUUCCAGGAUCAAAGGGAAAUGCUGGAAGACAAGGGCCACAGGGAGUGCCUGGCCCACCAGGAGAAGGCAUUCAAGGGCCCAAGGGAGAACAAGGGAUACCGGGACCACAAGGAGCACGAGGUCCACCUGGAGAAGGACUUUUAGGACCAAAGGGUGAUCGUGGCAGUCCUGGAGAGAGAGGUAGAAAAGGUGACAAGGGAGAUUUUGGGGACACUGGACUUUCUGGUCAACCAGGAAAACCUGGAGCAAAGGGAGAACCUGGUCUAACGAGAGAAGAUGUUAUCAAACUGAUUAAAGAAAUAUGUGGAUGUGGGAUUAAAUGCAAAGAAAGACCAAUGGAACUUGUCUUUGUUAUUGACAGUUCAGAAAGCGUUGGACCUGAAAACUUUGAAAUCAUCAAAAACUUUGUCAUUGCUCUUACUGACAGACUUACAGUAGGCAGAAAUGCAACUCGGAUAGGCUUAGUGCUUUACAGCUUAGAAGUCCGAUUAGAGUUUGAUCUAAACAGAUUUACAAAUCAGCAAGACAUUAAGCAAGCAGUACGUAACAUGCUGUACAUGGGAGAAGGUACUUAUACUGGGACAGCCAUUCGCAAAGCAACUCAGGAAGGAUUUUUUGCAGCACGAAAUGGAGUCAGAAAAGUUGCAAUAGUUAUAACUGAUGGUCAGACUGAUAAGAGAGAACCCGUGAAACUUGACUUGGCUGUUCGAGAAGCACAUGCUGCUAAUAUUGAGAUAUAUACCAUUGGAAUUGCAAACACAACUGACACAUCCCAAGAAGAGUUCUUAGAAGAACUUAACCUUAUUGCUUCUGACCCUGAUGCUGAACACAUGUACCUCAUUGAUGCUUUUGAUACACUCACAGUUCUAGAAUCCAAGCUGGUUAGCCAGUUAUGUGAAGAUGAAAAUGGAGCUCUGGUAUACAAUCGAAUAAAUAAUCAGAUAAAUUCACUGAAUGGUGGUCCAUUACCAGGAGAAUACAAUAGCAAAUUACAUCAAGAUGUGCAAAGAAACUCACUAAGUGUACCUAAAGCAGAUCUACAAAAGAAGCCAACAGCUGCUGUUUCUGUAAAAGAGCCAGAAGAGGAAGACUAUGAUGACUAUGAAGAGCAGACUGGAAAAGUCACACACGUUACCAUAGUUAAGGAGCAGCCUUCUGCUCCACCAUUACAGCCUGUCAAAGAAGAUGUUCCCCUGGACCCACGCUGUUCUCUACUGCUAGAUCAGGGUACAUGUCGUUCCUACCUUAUUAAAUGGUACUAUGACAAAGACGCUAAUGCUUGUGCACAGUUCUGGUAUGGUGGUUGUAAUGGAAAUUCCAAUCGCUUCGACACAGAGCAAGAAUGCAAAAAGACUUGUGUAUCUGGAUUUUGAGAAAUCAGAGGUGAUGUCAAGGGAAACUACAGGAAGGAAAGACCACCAGCAAUCAGUAAUUUAAGAAAAGGACAGCAUUUUGCACACUGAAAAGGCAUUAUGUAUAUCAUUGCUCAGUCUGUGUGUGUGUAAAUAUAUUAAAAACAUAAUUUGCAGAAUGUUACUCAGCUUUAUGAAAAUAUUCUCAGGGCCUGAGAUUGAAAGUAAAUAUUUUUUUUUAUUAAAGAACAGCCACCGAAAUAUAAAAAUAUUGUUGAAAUUGCAAACAUUCCCUAGCCAUAGUUCAUAGCCACAUUGCCAAACACUAAUUUCAAAGAAUGAUAUCUAUGUAUCUCUCUCUCU
Protopterus annectens (West African lungfish) is the source of this 3919-nucleotide messenger RNA. It is a transcript of the gene COL28A1, whose product is annotated as collagen type XXVIII alpha 1 chain. The record is from RefSeq and is a predicted model, not a curated record. The transcript has 36 exons. Gene Ontology annotation, biological process: angiogenesis; endothelial cell morphogenesis. Gene Ontology annotation, molecular function: serine-type endopeptidase inhibitor activity. Bases 116 to 3577 code for a protein of 1153 amino acids. Lineage: Eukaryota; Metazoa; Chordata; Ceratodontiformes; Protopteridae.